AUGCGUGACGAUCUCCGAUCAUUGUACUGCUCAAAAUGUAUCCAAAACACCGUAGAUCAAAUCACUCUCCUUUGUCCUUACUCUUACGGUGCUUCUCUCCAGCUCGAAGGUUGUUUCUUACGUUACGAGACCAAUGAUUUUCUUGGGAAGCAAGACACGAGUCUUAGGUACAAAAAGUGUAGUUCCAAGAGUGUUGAGAAUGAUUAUGAUUUCUUUAAACGAAGAGACGAUGUUUUGUCGGAUCUUGAAUCGACUCAACUCGGGUUUAAAGUUAGCCGGUCCGGUUUAGUCGAAGGUUAUGCUCAGUGUGUUGGUGAUUUGAGUCAUAGUUACUUUACGGCUUGGUUGUCUUGCGUAAUCUGUUGGGAACUUAAAGAAUCUAAAGGACAUGAUUAA
This is a messenger RNA of Arabis nemorensis, 396 nucleotides long. The record is from the annotation of a GenBank genome assembly. NCBI's taxonomy places the organism in Eukaryota, Viridiplantae, Streptophyta, Magnoliopsida, Brassicales, Brassicaceae.